AUGCUGCCUCACCGCGUGCGCGUGAGGGACUUCGCGGCGGCGCGCUCGUCGGAGUUCGCCGCCCUCUACGCCGCGCUCGACCGCGCGCGCGCCCCAACGGUCGGCGCUGCCGCCAAUGCGCCUGGGGCCGACCCACGCGGGGAGCGGAACGGCCGAGCGGAUAGUGCGGCGGGAGAUGCGGCGGAAGGCCGCGGAGGAGGAAGCGAGGGGCGUCGCGUGGUGGGGCGGCGCGAGUGGGGCGCGCGGCGACGGCGCGAUCGAGUGGCCGUGAGGCACGGCACGCCGCGGCACCUGAUCCGACGGACCAGCAGCUUCGUGCGGCGCGGGGGAGCCAGAAAGAGCGGGGCGGGCGGAACGAAGGGGGUGGGCGGAACGAGCGGGGCGGGCGAUGCACGUGAGGACCUGCGACGAGGGCGCGGGGGCUUGGCGCGAGUGGUCGCGGGGCAGUUCGUUCCGUCUCUCGCCCCUGUCGCCCCUCCCUGCGCGUGCAGGGGCCGUGGCAGCCGGGCGGUGGUGGAGGCGGUGGGCAGGGCGGCCGUGCUGCACGACGCGUCGUACCACUCCGCCAUCCAGCUCACUGGCGCGCAGGUGGGCUGCCCACUGCUAGCUUGCUGUUCCAUGUCGCACUUCCCACCAUGUCGCACUUCCCACCAUGAAAAAUCUUCUGUCUACCCAUUCCCCUCCCAUGCACCCGUCCAUUCAUCCACCACCCCUCCCCCCGCCCAGGCGGACAUCUCCGCUCUGCUCGCCUGCUGCACUUCCCCAGGCGCACUCCCCCUCGCCUCUCGCCCCGCGCCUGCCACCCCUCACACGGCGCAUGCUGCACGCACAGACAGGGGUGAUGGAGGGGCGGGUGAGGCGGCACGGGGGGAGGCAUGGAGGCGGGGAGUGCUGGAGCUGAGAGCGCUGGUGAGAGAGGGGGGCACGUGUGGUGGGAGGGGGAGGCAGCUCUGCUCCGUGUCGAGUGAUACCAGCAGCAGCGACGUGAUUGGUCCGGCCAGUUUCAUGUGGCAGGCAGUGGCGUGUGCGGCAGAGCAAGGGUGUGAUGGUGCUGCUCGUGCGCCUCGUGCCACCGCUCGUGCGCCGGGUGCCACCGCUGUCCUUGGUGCUGCUAGCGGUCAGGGUGGCGGGGGAGAGAGAGGCGGUGGGGAGGUGAAGGGAGGGCAAAAGGACGAGGGGUUUGGAUGGAAGCAGCGGCGGAGAGAGAAGCAGGGGCGGCGCAAGCAGGAGCAGCGGCGGCAGAGGUGCGUGUGGGUGUGGGUGCAUGCCCUCAUGCUGCCCGACGCCCUGGCCGCCCUCACAGCCGCCAGUCAGCAGCUGGACCAGGAGAGCAGCAGCGAGCAGAAAGGGUGGAGGCGGAGGCGGGUGAGUGUGGAGAGUCGUGAGGGCGAGCUGUGUCGGCUGGAGGUGGCGGGGCGAGCUGCCCUCCCCCUGCUGCUCUCCGUGCUGCGCCCCUCCGCCCCUUUCAACACCCUCUCCCCCGUGCUGCUGCCGCUACCCUUCCCUGCUGCUGCUGCCCCUGCCGCCUCUGCCUCCCCUGCUGCCCCCACCUCUGCUUCGCCUGCUGGCCGCUCUGCCUCGUCCGCUGCAGCAUCAGCGCGCCUGCAGCAGUCAGAAGCGUCCUGGAAGGUGCUGGCAGAGCAGGGGGCGCACCUCCCUGGUGGGGCCGUGGUGGGGUUGAGAGCGGUGAACGCGCGGCUGCUGGCAGGCAGGGGGAGGGAGGCUGGUGGGGUAGCUGGUGGGGCGCCUGGAGGGCGGAUAGGCUCUUCUCAUGGACAGCACACUGGGAGUGCUGAUGUGUUACACAAGGGUGGUCUGUGUUUCGAUUGGUGGAGAGAUGUGGCAGGAUCGGUGGAUGGGGCGUCCAUUGCCGCUGCUCCCACUCUGUGGAUUCCGAGAGAGCAGCACAGGGCAGCACGCUGCCGGGGGGAGCAUGGGGCACGCAGGGGGGGGGGCAAUGAGUCACACAUGGAAAUGCAUGACGCAUGGGAGGCGGAAGAGGAGGCGAGGCUGACAAUGGGUGAUAGUGGGGAGGAGAGGGCGGAGACGCGUGAAGGUGUGGGAGGGCAGCGAGGAGGAGAGGUGAGAGGCACAGCAGCCGCUGUGACCAGCACCACCCCUCUCCCCCUCUCCGCCCCGCCCCCCCAGCGCCUGCUGGAUGCGUGGCGCCGCGCGCUCAAGCUGCAGGGGCUGAUGGGGGCGCGGGAGGCACAGCGCAUGGGGGAGAGCGUGGCGGGGCAGUGGGUGCAGUGGCAGGCGGGCAGAGGGGAGGGGGGGAGUGGUGGGGAGGGGCGGGGAGGAGGAGAUGGGGCGUGUGGAGGAGAGGUGUGUGGAGAGCAGGCAGGGUGUGAUGUGGUGGUGGUGAAGCAUGGGUGCGGUGCCAUGCAGGGUGCUGCCGUGACCAGGUGUGGUGUUGCCGUGACCAGGUGUGGUGUUGCCGUGACCAGGUGGUCGGUCAUCGUGCCAUCCGAGUGGCUGCAGGUGUGCUGGUACCCGUUCAUCCUGCACGGUGCACAUGCCAUCGGGCUAGCCGAGAGGCACACGCUCUUCACAGCGGCGGGUCUGCCUCUCUUUCCUUACGACUACUCUGAGACGUUCGGCUACAGGUGCCACGUGGCAGCCUCCUAUUUGCUGCAGCGCGCCCGCUAUGACCGCACACCACCCUCCAAGCGCCCUCUGUGCCCCCCCCUGCCGCCUGCUUGGGCUGCUGCUUCUGGCGCGUGGGGAGGGGCGGGGGAAGGAGGAGAGAGAGGGAGAGACGGGGGGGAAGGGAGAGAAGGGGGUGGAGGGGAGGCAGAGGCGGACAUGGACUUGAGGGUGGCGCGCUGCUCUGCUCGCGCGCUCUCUGCCUUGCUGCCUGCUGCUCUGCGCCACGGCUCUCGUGCUGCUGCUCACGGGGAUGCUGCUGACGGUGAGGGGGGGGGCGGCAGGGGAUUAUGGGUGGAUGGGCGUGUCACAGACCAGGGCGGGAAAGGGCACGCAGGGCAGGCGGGCAGUGGAGGAGGUGGGUGGAAGCUGGGAGCGGUGGGCGGGGCGCAUGGCUCACGGGUGGGCGGGGCGCAUGGCUCACGGGUGGGCGGGGCGCAUGGCUCACGGGUGAGUGUGGAGUGGAGGCGAGUGGGGGAGAGGGAGAGAGGGUCGACCACAUGGGAGGAGAGAGGGGCUGAUGCUGCUGGUGGGGCAUGUGUGGCGGAUGGGCAUGGAGGGGGGAGCGUGGGCAUGGCAAUGGAUGUGGACUCGCCUGCGGCAUGCCCACCACUGCCCCUCCAUGCGCUCUCAAGCACCGCAGCGCCACCACGGCAGCAUGAGCAGCAGGGGACGUGCAUGGUGGCGGUGCGAGUGGUGCCGGCGGGCAGGGGGGCAGCGCAGGCAGCAGCAGAGCUGUGUGUGCCGUCGCCUCAAGACUUCCACCGCUUCUGCUUCCGACGCAAUGGGGCUUCUGUGCACGGGUGGGUCCUUCCUUGCACAGCAUGGGUGCACCAUGUGCGUGCUCUCUGUGCCACUCCAAUCUUCUCUAUCCUCGUCGGAUCUGCUGUGAGCGUUCACUCACCUCGUGCCAGUCCCCUGCGCCUAGGCCCAACUCUUGCUCUUGCCCUUCCCCUCCAACUACCGCCUCUGCCCGUCUACCCUGGCAGCGUCCGUGCCUCUGCCUGGCGUGGAGUUGUCCUCCCUCCCUCUCUCCUCCGCACCAGGCUCGGCUCCGUACCUGUUGCCAUGGCUCGGAAGACGAAGCGGCAGGUGCAGAAGCAGAAGCAGAGGGAGAGGCGGCGAGGCACAGAGGAAGAGCAAUAUGUGGCGAGCUUGAGGGAGACAGAGGGGCUGCAGAGGAAGGAGGGCGACGGAGCCAGGGGAGGGGGUCAAUGGUGUGGGGGGACAAGGCGCGGGAUUAGGGAAGUGGUUGGGUUUGUGACGAGUGCAGCACCGCGAGGCAGCAAGAGCCGAGUGUCGCUUGGGUGUGUGCGAGCAUCAGCCUUGCACGCAGCUGCGUGCCGCCAGUACUCCUCCACCAUCCCCUCCCUCUCCACCAUCCCCUCCAUCUCCACCACCUCGCCCUCUGCCGCGCUUCUUCCUUCCGUACGAGUGCUGCUGCUCAUGCGCUGCCCCGCCUCCUCUGCCUUCCGCCCCGUGCUCGUCUCACUGGCUGCGGAAGACUCGGGACACCUGGCAAGCACCGGAUGGUCGUGA
Molecule: messenger RNA, 4185 nt
Organism: Closterium sp. NIES-65
Lineage: Eukaryota; Viridiplantae; Streptophyta; Zygnematophyceae; Desmidiales; Closteriaceae
Source: the annotation of a GenBank genome assembly